AUGCCACUCCAUAAGGCAAUACCACCUCCUGUUGUCUUUCGACGACGAUUAGGCUCUGGUCUGGGUCUUCGAGAGUAUGUAUCUGCGCGGCGAGAGAGGGCCCUAACCUCGCGCUUGACUCGUGCCGGAGUUGCGGGCGUGGAUAUAGGAUUGCCUGUUUUCGGGCACUUAGUAUGGAAGGUGAGAUUCCCUGAUACAUUUGCAUCGAUUCCCCCCUGCAACGACAUCUUGGAGUCAUCGCCCUUCCCCUUUACUCUGUCUGUCAUGGAGCACCUUGAUUUCAGCACUCUCAUGCCGGCCGAAUUCAUUGAUCCCACGAGGAGUGAUUUCGAUGUCCCACAGGGAACCACUCAACGGAGUGCGUCUUUUACUGGUACACCCACGACGGAAAAUCUAAAUGAACGUAUCAUGAUUUCUACGUCGGCCACAUUCGCCACCACAUCUUGUCAUGGGAAUGUUGAUCCGGAGACCAUCAUCCUCGCUUCCAGUGAUCAUGUCCACUUCUAUGUUCACAUCUUUCGCUUGCUGAGCGCAUCGACGAACAAUUUCAAUCAGCUAUUGCCGACUCCUCACAGAGGCCCAGAAAUGCGGGCUAUCGCAGUUUUCGAGGAUGCUGCCACCCUCAAUGUUGUUCUCCAUGCUAUUUAUGAUAUCUCACUUCGUCAAUUCUCGCCGCAUCUGGAGGUUCUUCUAGCAGCGGUUGACGCUCUGAAGAAAUACGGCAUACCACUUGACCAAUAUCUCGUCCGUAGAACGCCUCUCUUCGAAGAGCUCGUCAUUAAAACACCUUAUCGACCGAUAGAGGUGUACAUAGUCGCUGCCGAAAAUGAUCUUUUCGACCUUGCCUCAGAAGCAUCCUCCUUUCUUCUCUCUUACCCACUUUCCUCCGUCACGGAUGAUAUGUGGUCAAGAAUAGGGCCCCUCUACUUGCGCCGGCUCUUUACCCUUCAUGUCGAGCGGCUACAGGUGUUACAACAGCUCAUCGUUCAGCCUCCCCCGGAGCACCCCCCUACCUUAGACUGUGGUUGGGUAGAUCACAAACGGUUGAUGAACGCAUGGUCCUUGGCAUGCGCGAGCAUCAUCUUCGAUGCUCAACCAGACUUAUCAGCUGGGAAAAUACGGAUUGUUCUCCAGUCCCUCAGUCUUCAUCUGGCAUGCGGAGCAUGCAAGGACUCGGUGAACAAACGAGUGAAAGACAUAGUCAUGAAAUGGUCAAUUACACCGAGAACUAUCCUGAGGGACACUGGAGGUUACCGCGCGGUUCUUCGAUAGAUACUUGCCAAGUGGUCUCAAGUGUUUCAUCCUGUUGAUUACUGACUUGUGUGUACCGGUGCAUCUGUUUUGUCUAAUCUUGGUACCCUUCAAGUUUGCUCUCAUGUUCCGCUAAAUUUUAAUUAGGCUGGAAACCUCGGGGAUGCUUAUUUGAUGUCACGUAUUGAAUGUUAUGCGACAGCUUCUGGG
Somion occarium is the source of this 1461-nucleotide messenger RNA. The record is from the annotation of a GenBank genome assembly. NCBI's taxonomy places the organism in Eukaryota, Fungi, Basidiomycota, Agaricomycetes, Polyporales, Cerrenaceae.